Messenger RNA from Trachymyrmex septentrionalis, 720 nucleotides. RefSeq lists its product as uncharacterized. Lineage: Eukaryota; Metazoa; Arthropoda; Insecta; Hymenoptera; Formicidae. The transcript has 3 exons. Bases 1 to 720 code for a protein of 239 amino acids. The record is from RefSeq and is a predicted model, not a curated record.
AUGUCAACAUCGCACAUGACACCGAACGCUUAUGGGCUGCCAAAGAUUCACAAGCCUGAUUGUCCCCUUAGAAUAAUAGUGUCGUCGGUGGGCAGUCCGCUGCAUCCUUUGGCUACUUUUUUACACAAGAAACUAUUUAAGGCCAUCCCGAGAGCUGACAGUUAUAUAAAAAACAGCUUUGAACUGGUCGAAAGGCUGAGGGAUGUGCACUUUACGGGGACACAUGAGUUGACGUCUUUGGACGUUACCUCUCUGUUCACGAACGUGCCAACGGAGGUGGCGAUCGAUUGCGUUGACGAACAUUGGCCGGCGGUUUCUGGGGAUUGCUCUCUACCUAAGAGAGAAUUUUUGGGAGCAAUACGGCAGAGCUUUGGCACCCCCAUGGGCUCUCCAUUAUCGCCGGUGAUUGCGGACCUAGUGUUGAGGAGAUUGGAGACGGUGUCCUUGAUGUCUGUAAAUUUGGACAUUCUGUUCUAUUAUAGAUACGUUGACGACAUAUGUACUGCGUUGCCCCCCUCUCAGAUCGACGUGCUAUUAGAGAGAUUUAAUGCAUUCCAUCCGCGCCUACAGUUUACCGUAGAGAGAGGCGGAAAAACGAUCAAUUUCUUGGACGUCACUGUGUCUGUCGACAAUAAUCGCUUUAAUUUCGAUUGGUACCGUAAGCCAACGUUUUCAGAAAUAGACACAGGUUACACGAUACCGAGACUGACAUUGACUUAA